UUAUUUUAAUUGGAUAAAAGAAUAAAAAAAAACAGAGAUAACGUUAGGACCAGAAGAAGAAGAAAAGAUUAGUAAUGGCGACAUCGGUUGCGACUCUAUCUUCUCCGCCACCAGUUACUCUGCCUCUCUCUUCAUCUCGCUCUUCCUUAUUCUCCAACUGUUUCAUAGCGACCACCCGACGACCAAAGACUCGUUCUUUGGUGGCGAUUCGACCGGAGCAGAGGAGAAAGUCGCUCACUUGUAAUGCCCUGUUUGGUCUCGGUGUCCCUGAGCUUGCGGUGAUUGCUGGCGUCGCCGCUUUGCUUUUCGGGCCUAAGAAGCUUCCUGAGAUUGGCAAGAGUAUUGGCAAGACCGUCAAGAGCUUUCAACAGGCUGCAAAAGAGUUUGAGUCUGAGCUUAAGACGGAACCUGAAGAUUCUGUUGCUGGCUCGUCGUCUCCAGUAGCAAUGAGUAACAAGGAAGAGGAAAAAACUGAGGUUUCGUCAAGCUCAAAGGACAAUAAUGUAUGAAGAAUGAUGAGACUUUUUUUUUUUUUGCUUUUCCUGUAGUUAAAUGAGUUUAGAACAAAUACUCUUUGUUGAUGAUGGAAGCAGACUUGUCUUCCUAUGAAAUAUGGUUGGCUCCAUGGUGUUUGAAUCUAUAUUAGCUAUUUCUUCUUAAGAAUAUAGCAAACCUUGCAAAA
Molecule: messenger RNA, 682 nt
Organism: Brassica rapa (field mustard)
Lineage: Eukaryota; Viridiplantae; Streptophyta; Magnoliopsida; Brassicales; Brassicaceae
Product: sec-independent protein translocase protein TATA, chloroplastic
Biological process (GO): protein transport by the Tat complex
Cellular component (GO): membrane
Source: RefSeq, a predicted model, not a curated record